UGGGAAGGGAGGCUUCACAAACACCCAGUGGAGGCUUCAACGCCAUAAACAAGAAGCUUCAGUUUGAACUGGAGGAGAAGCUGCUGGGUUUAACCCUAAGGACUUUGGAACACAGUCGUACCCAGAAAUUUCCAAUGUGAAAUUGUCGAGGGAGGUAGAUUUCAGGAGAGUCCCAGUCUGCACCCGGUAACAGCAAAGAAAUCACGAAAACCAUGUCUUAUUUACAAUGGCGGGGUAUAUCCCCAACAUCCCUCACGGCGGAGAAUGGUCCCCAAUCCAGACCACAGGAGGCCAUUGCGCAAGUGCAGGACGGUCCAGUGUUUGGAGCAUGCGCAGUGGGAGUGAUAGCGAAGGGAACGUACCUGUAUGUCGUCUCUGCAGCCAAUAAGGGUAUUAGAAGGGGAGGAUUUUCAGUCGGGAAACUGAAACCAAAUAUCACAUCAGGAUCUGACGGUGAUGCCCAAUUUAUCGUAACUUGAAUAUCAUUGGAGUUUGAACAUGGAAGGAGAAAGCACCAUUCACAGUGGGGAGAAACCGUAUACAUGCUCUUUGUGCAGGCAAGGCUUCAACCAAUCAUCUGAUCUGUCAAAACACCAGUGCAUUCACACCAGAGAGAGGCUGUUCACCUGCACUGAGUGUGGAAAGGGAUUCACUCGGUUAUUCACCCUGCUGAGACACCAGCGAGUUCACACUGGGGAGAGACCGUUCACAUGCCCUGAGUGUGGGAAGGGAUUUACUCAGUCAUCCACCCUGCUGACACACCAGCGCACUCACACGGGGGAGAGGCCAUUUACCUGUUCUGAGUGUGGAAAGGGAUUCAUUAAUUCAACCAAUUUGCUGACACAUCAGCGAGUUCAUACCGGGGAGAGGCCAUUCACCUGCCCUGCAUGUGGGAAGGGAUUCAAUAAUUCAUCUAACCUACUCAGACACCAGCGAGUUCACACUGGGGAGAGGCCAUUUACCUGCUCCGUGUGUGAUAAGGAAUUUACUCAGUUAUCCCACCUGCUGAGACACCAGCGAGUUCACACUGGGGAGACACCGUUCACCUGUUCUGAUUGUGGGAAGGAAUUCAGUCAGUUAUCCCACCGGCUAAGACACCAGCGAGUUCACACAGGGGAGAGGCCAUUCAUCUGUUCCGAGUGUGGAAAGGGAUUCACUCAGGCAAAUGAUUUGCUGAGACACCAGCGAAUUCACACUGGGGAGAAGCCAUUCACCUGCUCCGAGUGUGGGAAGGGAUUCACUCAGGGAAAUGAUUUGCUGAGACACCAGCGAGUUCACACUGGGGAGAAACCAUUCACCUGCUCCGAGUGUGGGACAGGAUUCACUCGGUUAUCCAACCUAUUGGAUCACCAGCGAGUUCACACUGGGGAAAAGCCGUUCACCUGCUCUGAAUGUGGGAAGAGAUUCACUCGGUCAUCCAGCCUGCAGAAACACCAGCGAGUCCACACUGAGAAAAGUCCUUCCACUUGCACAGAGUCUGGGGAGGGACUCAUUCAGUUAUCCAAUCUGCAGACACACCGACAAGUUCACACUGAAGCAAGUCCUUCCACCUGCACAGAGUCUGGGGAGGGACUCAUUCAGUCAUCCCGCCUGCAGAGACACCAGCGAGUCCACAUUGAGGAAAGUCCUUCCACUUGCACAGAGUCUGGGGAGAGACUCAUUCAGUCAUCCAGCCUGCAGAAACACCGACAAGUUCACACUGUGGAAAGUUCUUCUACCUGCACAGAGUCUGGGGAGCGACUCAAUCAGUCAUCCAGCCUGCAGACACCCCGACAGGUUCACACUGAGGAAAGUCCUUCCACCUGCACAGAGUCUGGGGAGCGACUCAUUCAGUCAUCCAGCCUGCAGAAACACCAGCGAGUCCGCACUGAGGAAAGUCCUUCCACUUGCACAGAGUCUAGGGAGAGACUCAUUCAGUCAUCCAGCCUGCAGAAACACCAGCGAGUCCUCACUGAGGAAAGUCCUUCCACUUGCACAGAGUCUGGGGAGAGACUCAUUCAGUCAUCCAACCUGCAGAGACACCAGCGAGUUCACACUGAAGCAAGUCCUUCCACCUGCACAGAAUCUGGGGAGCGACUCAUUCAGUUAUCCAACCUGUUAACAGACCAGCGAGAUCACACUGACAGACCUUUUAAAUGUCCAAACAGUGAGAAGUACUCUAAAAGUUCCCUGGAGCUGAAGUACCAUCAAGUUGUUCAUAAUGACGAGAGACCGUUCAGGUGCUCUCACUGCAGCACUGAGUUCAGGCGAUCAUCGGACCUCAGUGAACACCAAUGCACUCACUCUAGGGAGAGACCCUUCACUUUCCCCAAGUGUGGAAAAGGACUCACUCAGUCUCCCAAACUGCAGACACGCCAGCGUACUCACACUGGGAAGAGGCUGUUCACCUGCCCCGAUUGUGGGAAGGGAUUCACCCAGUCAUCCAACCUGCUGAGACACCAGCGAGUUCACACUGGGGAGAGACCGUUCACCUGCUCUGAUUGUGGGAAGGGAUUCACUGAGUUGUGCAACUUGCUGACACACCAACGAGUUCACACUGGGGAGAGGCCGUUCGCCUGCUCCGAGUGUGGAAAGAGAUUUAUUAAUUCAGCCAACAUGCUGAGACACCAGCGAGUUCACACUGGAGAGAGACCGUUCACCUGCUCCGAGUGUGGGAAGGGAUUCACUCAGUUAUCACAUCUACUGAGACAUCAGCAUGUUCACACCGGGGAGAAACCGUUCACCUGCCCGGUGUGUGGGAAGGGAUUCACUCAGUUAUCGCACCGGCUAAGACACCAGCGUGUUCACACUGGGGAGAGACCGUUCACCUGCUCUGUGUGUGGGAAGGAAUUCACUCAGACAAAUGACCUGCUGAGACACCAGCGAGUUCACACUGGGGAGAGACCAUUCAUGUGCUCCGAGUGUGGGAAUCAAUUUGCUCAGUUAUCCACCCUGCUGAAACACCAGCGAGUUCACACUGGGAAGAGGUCGUACACCUGCUCCAAAUGAGAGAAGGGCUUCUCUCGGUCACCCAACCUGCUUCGACACACCAACGAUUUCACAUUGGGCAAGACCUUUUAAAUUCCUGGACUGGGGGAAAGUGAAAUAAAAGUUCUUGGGAACUGUUCCAUCUACAUGUUCACACUGACGAGAGACCGUUCAGGUGCUCUCACAGCAGAUGUGUCCAGGAAAUCAUUUCAAUUCACUGUACACCAGGAAUUUCACAGUGGGGAGAGACCAUCCACCUGCUUGGAAUGUGGGAAGGAAUUUGCUGAGACACCAGCGAGUUCACAAGUAACCACAGUGAUUGGAUUUUGCUGUUAAUCAUAAUUAGGACUGAAGCAUGUCCAUUGGGUCUGUUUCUGUUGAUGUUAUUAAACUCCAGCCCAGUUAUAGGGGCUAAUAUUCUGGAUAAAAGUCAAAUA
This is a messenger RNA of Carcharodon carcharias (great white shark), 3404 nucleotides long. Its product is annotated as zinc finger protein 91-like. The record is from RefSeq and is a predicted model, not a curated record. Bases 499 to 2988 code for a protein of 829 amino acids. Lineage: Eukaryota; Metazoa; Chordata; Chondrichthyes; Lamniformes; Lamnidae. The transcript is spliced from 4 exons. Gene Ontology annotation, biological process: regulation of cytokine production; regulation of immune system process; negative regulation of transcription by RNA polymerase II.